Rhinolophus ferrumequinum (greater horseshoe bat) is the source of this 3363-nucleotide messenger RNA. RefSeq names its product claudin 1 (gene CLDN1). Gene Ontology annotation, molecular function: structural molecule activity. The coding region runs from base 223 to 858 and encodes 211 amino acids. The transcript is spliced from 4 exons. Gene Ontology annotation, cellular component: bicellular tight junction; plasma membrane. The record is from RefSeq and is a predicted model, not a curated record. Gene Ontology annotation, biological process: bicellular tight junction assembly; cell adhesion. NCBI's taxonomy places the organism in Eukaryota, Metazoa, Chordata, Mammalia, Chiroptera, Rhinolophidae.
CAGUCACAGAGCUUGGGAGCAGCGGCAGCUUCUCGCACUCGGACUCCAGCGCCAAUCCGGACCCCGAUCUAGAUCCUCUCCAGCGGCGGCGCAAGGAGCAAAGCUCCCAGCAACAACUUCCUCCACGCGGCUCCGCCACCCCCAGGAGCCCCGGGUGCGCCCCCGCAAUCUCCGCGCGUUGCACCUGCCACCACUGAGCGAGCCCAGGCGCCCGAGUGAGCUAUGGCCAACGCGGGGCUGCAACUGCUGGGCUUCAUCCUGGCCUUCCUGGGCUGGAUGGGAGCCAUCAUCAGUACGGCGAUGCCCCAAUGGAAGACUCACUCCUAUGCGGGCGACAACAUCGUGACGGCCCAGUCCAUCUACGAGGGGCUGUGGAUGUCCUGCGUGUCACAGAGCACAGGGCAAAUCCAGUGCAAAGUCUUCGACUCCUUGCUGAAUCUAAACAGCACAUUGCAAGCAACCCGUGCCUUGAUGGUGGUUGGAAUCCUGCUGGGACUAAUAGCCAUCUUUGUGGCCACUGUUGGCAUGAAAUGUAUGAAGUGCCUGGAAGACAAUGAGGUCCAGAAGAUGCGGAUGGCUGUCAUCGGGGGCGUGAUAUUUCUUAUUGCAGGUCUGACUGUUUUAGUGGCCACAGCAUGGUAUGGCAAUAGAAUUGUUCAAGAAUUCUAUGACCCCAUGACCCCAGUCAAUGCCAGGUAUGAAUUUGGUCCAGCUCUCUUCACUGGCUGGGCUGCUGCUUCUCUCUGCCUUCUGGGAGGGGCCCUACUUUGCUGUUCCUGUCCCCGAGAAUCAACAUCUUACCCAACACCACGGCCCUAUCCGAAACCUGCACCUUCCAGUGGGAAAGACUACGUGUGACACAAGCAAAAGGAGACAGCCUUGUUGGAACAAACAGAAAAUGGACAUUGAAAUACUCUCAUUGACUUUAAGACCUUGAACUUUGACUAUUGUAGUCUGAACUAUGGGAUGACAAACAAACAAACAAACAAACAUUUUUUUAAAAUAUCCAUUGCUAAAAAUAACUUAGUCCUAUUUUAUCUCCUUUCCUUAAUAUGGGAGGGAAUCAUUUUCCACUUGUAUUACUGCCUCCCACUGAGUAAUUAUCUCAAAUGUGGGGAGGAAGAGCUCCUUAAAUAUAGAUAUGUAGAUAUACAUGUUUUUCUAUUAAAAAAAUUAGAUAGUAGAAUCUCUUCCUACAUUGUCACCAGCAUACUUAAAAUAUAUCUUAAAAUAUAUAUUUAAGUCUAUAAUGUUUAAAUAAGCAGUGUAUUUGGUAUGUCCCUUCUUUCUAUAUGUAUACAUAGAAGUCAAAUAUCAUUUACCCUCCUUUAUCAGCUUUAGUGUCUUUGACAUCAGACCUAACCUACUACACCAAGUACCGAUUCUUUCAAUUCUUCACGUGUGCCCUUUCGAAUACUUCUUUUACUUUUUUUUUUACCGUGAUCUUAUAGCACUUGCUUUGUCGUCAGUCAUUCUUCAUACCUUUAUUUGUUUUUUAGUAGGUUGGGCUUAACUCUUGAAUCUAAUAACACAUUUCAUAAGCCUACUAUUUAAUUUCUAAAAUCAAUAAGAUUACCUUACAACUCAGAGCUUUGGGGGCAGAUCAUUCUGCAUGACCAGAUAAUAUAUCCCCGUUGAUCUUCCCACCUGAUCUCUGUACUCUGACCUGUAACACUUGUUUUGCUUUGAAAAUAUUUGUUCAUUGAAUAGCUGCUUUCCCUAGUGUUGUAACACAAUUUUAUUGACGAAAUUUUCAAGCGACUUAUUUACAGUUGUAAAUCUUCCUAACUACAGUUUCCUACUCACUCCCUCCUCACCUAUACUGUUUUUUCAUAUGUAAUUAUCAUGUAGCUUCCCUCUCCCCAGAGAGGUUUGGUCUGUUUGUCUUCAUGAAGUGCUAGAUUUUCUGUAGUGAUAAUCUGGUGACAAAUAUUCUCUCUGUAGCUGUAAGCAAGUCACUGAUCUUUCUCCUCUUUUCUCAUCUGUCAAAUUGAGAUAAUGAUACUUAACUAGCUGGUGGAGGUGGUGUGAGUAUUAAUUAGUUGGUAUUAUACUCAUUCUUUGAACAUGAAAUAUGUCUAACUAAUGUUUUUAUUUGCCCAAUUGGCUGUUGGAAGUCAUUGAAGCAAACCUACACACACGCCUUCACAUUGUUCAGCACCUUCUCUUCUCCUCCAGUCCAUUUCUUUUCUUUCAGCUGUGUCAAGCAUGUUGUUGGGGCUCUGUUCCAUUUGAACAAUUGCUCUUCGUUUUCCAGUCUGUGGAAAAUGCUACUUCAUUGGAGCAAGAUGAUGUAAUGAAAAGGGUGUCGGCGUUGGUGUCUGGAGACCUGAUUGGAGUCUUGGUGCUAUCAAUUACUGUCUGAGUUUGGGCAAGGCACUUGGCUGGCCUAGAUGUAUUGUUUCAUCUGUAAAAAGGGGAUUGUAAUUCCUGACCUGCCUCCCUCGCAGGGCUUUUGUGGAAAUUCAGUGAGAUGGAAUAUAUGCAAAUGUGGUUUGUAAGGUGAAAAGUAUCAUACUAGGCAAAACAAAAAAAACAAAAAAAAAAAACAACUAAGGAACUUAAGUGCAUACGUUUUGGAUUACUUUUCAAAUGAUUGCAAAGAGAGAAAUUUUAAGAAAUAGGUCUCGCCUUAACCAAUCUCUGAAGUGAUAAGACACUACAGUGAGAUUCAGUUUACUAAGUGAAGAGGAUUCUACGGAAGUCAGUUUCUUCAGUCAGUAUGGCCUGAUGCUUUGUGUGGCUAUUUGUUUCUACUUUUAGGAAUACAGACUUGACCUGGGACAAGUCUGCAGAUACAAUGGGUAAAACAGAAGUGUAAGUGUUGGCAAAGCCAAAGUCUGGAAGAUUUAUUUGAAUUAUGAUAACUUCCAAGGGUACUCAAGAUGUAAAUCUGUUAAAUGAUGCGGUGGGAGGUGUUGCUGUUAGCUAGCGACACUGCUAGAAUCAUUCAUGGGGGGGGGUAAUUCAUAGUGAAACUAUAUGGAAAAGUUAUCCAAAGAACUGCAACAUAUAAGGACUUGAACCUAGUAAAUUUUAGUGUGUCUUCCAAAUCUGAGAGUCUAUGCUUCUAGAAGGUAUAAUUUAAAGUGCCUUCGCUACAUCCAUAGAUCCUAACGAUGUGUGACUAUAAAUGCAUGUGGUGUUUAGUUGCUAAACUCUACAAAUAAAUCUAUAAUCCAAAAUGACCAACAGAAGUAUUACACCAGAAUUUAUUCAAUUUUGAUAUUUUUGUACUCUGCUACUACACCUGGAAACAGACCCAAUAGAUAUUAUAGGAGUUUGUAUGGGAGUUUGUAUAAAGCAUUAUUCUUUUUCAAUAAGUUGAUGGGUUUUUUUUUUAAUAAAAAUAUAACUCCUUGC